Molecule: messenger RNA, 7206 nt
Organism: Spirodela intermedia
Lineage: Eukaryota; Viridiplantae; Streptophyta; Magnoliopsida; Alismatales; Araceae
Source: the annotation of a GenBank genome assembly
AUGGAAAGGGGUCCGAAAAUGGACAACCAGAAGGCCAAGGGGGAUGAGGAGAGGCCCUUCCGCGUCUACGCCGAUGGCAUCUACGAUCUAUUCCACUUCGGUCACGCUAGAUCUCUCGAGCAAGCGAAGAAGCUGUAAACCCUCGUGAUCCAGACCUCUGUAAAAUUUCGAAUUUCGUCCUUCUUUAAUGCGGGCUUUUCUCAUCCGUGGGUUCUGGUGCUCCCUGGAUCUCGUCUAAUGUAGCCUUUGGACGGGUGAUCGGUCUCAGGGUCAAUCACUUUUUUCUCUUGAACGAUCGUCACCUUUUCCCCUCACGAUGACCAUUUGAUUUCGUAUUCCUGUACUUCAAAUUGUUCAUAAUGUUGCCUUUGAAUUCCCCAUUUACUUAUCGUUUAUAUGUGGAUAUUAAUCUACUCCCUCGCCAUCGGUCUAUUUAUUGAUCGAUCUGUGCAUAAAUCACCGUCAGUUGAGUUUUCCCAUUACUCCCUAAACCUGUCCCCUCAGCACCCUUCCACUCUCUCCUUUUCCUCUUAUACACCACUGUUCUUCCGGUUUGCAUGUGAUUGCGGAUUCAAUCUAAACUUCUGUUCUAGAGAACAUAUCCCUCACAAGAUUAUUAACGUGAGAGAUUUUGGUAAAAUUCCUUGCAAUUAUGUUAUCGUACGCUAUCCAUUUUUAGCCUCCUGGUUGUUCUUUUCGCAUCUCGCUCUUUCAUUGGUCUGUAUUUUUAGCACUUUUCUUUUUGGGACGGGAUCAUAUUUCAUUGAUUGCGUUCAAUUAUAUCCCACGCGUAGAUAUUCAGUUGAUCAGUGCAUGCAUCUAAGAUGGCAGAUUAAUGCCUCAAACUUAGCGAUGCGAGAUGCAUAUCAUGCAUGUGACUGAUUUUGAGAGAAAUCAGCAAAUUUUCAAUUUAAAUGAAGGUUUACCGAUUAAAUAGAUAACCUCUUUGAGUUGUUACAGUGGGGUGGCAUUCGUAGUUAGGGUCGCAGAUGGGGGGUGCCUUGGUUUCAUAUCCGGACAUAGAUCAGAUGAAGCGUGGAAACUGCCUCUGACUUGAGUGGUUUCUCAUGAUGUGUUAAGGGUGGACUAGAAUUGAGGAUAAGGAGGUAGAGCUAGUGGGGACUAAGGGACAAGUAUAAUCAGCAGUAAAAGAUAUUUGAUAGAAAAUUAGAUGAGAGAUCCAGAAUGGGAUUGGAAAUGGUUAGACAUAUCUCUUCUUUCUUGUAUAAUUCAAAUUUCGGGAUGCCUUGUUCAUUAUUUCAUGAAAAGUUUCUUAUUUUUUCUUCCUUUGUUUUGGUUUUUCCUUUUUCAGCAACACAGGCUUUUCUUUUUUUUCUUCCUUUAUGGUUUGAACUUUCCAGAUCUACUGUGUGUGAUUUCUUUAUAUUAUUAUUUGUACUGCUGGUGGUUUGCAUGAUCUUGAGGUUCUAUACCUUGUAGAUACUGUUGUAUUUUUAAUAUUUAUCAUUAAUUAGCACCGAACAAUUGACACCACAGUACAAUCCAGGUGGCACCACAAUUUUACUUAGUGACUUUUAGUUGAUAUUAUUAUUUUUUUAAUUCAAUUUCUUUUAAGAGGUUUCAAGAGUUAAUGCUCUCGAUUGAUGUUAAGAGCUGAUAAAGCUGUUAUGAAUGUUUUUUAUCAUUGUACGAAGUUCUUAUAUAAAAGCCUAAUACGAUUUAAAUGUUGCCUGUGAGCGUUUAUCCGUUUGAAGUGAUUUAUUUAUGUUAUAGAAUAAUUAACAGUUCAUAAGUUUCAUUAUAUUUUGCAUCGGAUCUUGGAUAUCCAUAUCCCUAAUUAUUCUUUUGUACCUUGGAAAUUGUUUAGCUCCUAAUUGGUGUUUACGGAUACUGUUUCUUUGCUGUUGUCCUUGGGGAGACUCUUUUGCAAAUAAGUGACACAUGGAUGCAUUAAAUUUUAAAUGGAAAAUGGGAUUAAAAUUAUUUUCGUACUUCCCUGGAAGAUGGUGAUGACCAUGUUAACCGACUGUCAUUUGAGCCCAUAGAUUUUUGUAGCUGAUCUCAUAAAAAGCAGGUAAAAUUUUUGGGCAAAGACUCUUGGAGAUAUUGCUCCCAAUAGCUGAGGUCAGUGGUGAUUCAGGCAAAGGCUUGUGGCUCAGACAUUUUUUGUGUAAUCUUAACUAGAUAUUUUUUGGGUGAAAAAGUGUUCAUCCUAUAUUUUUCAUCUGAAUUUUUUAUGUACUUUUGGUGCAGGAGAAUGAAAAAUUCUUGUUACUGGAGCUUUUUACUUAUUAUAUUCACAUUCAAUUCUAGAAAUAACCUCUAUGAUAUUGCUGAAAAAUUCGAAAGGUUUUGGCUGAUGUACAUUGCUACUCAUUGUAAUUAUGGAUAUGCUACAUCAGCAUUUGUCAAUUUUCAGUAUCUGACACAUUUAAAUCAGGUUGUGUUUGCUCUGGUCAUUCUAAAGAGAAUAUAUUCUAUAAUUCUUAUGUUAAGAUGUCUAGCUGUUUUAUUUCGACAAAUAUCUAAGAGCUAAACAAAUGUAUGUUAUUUUUUAUUUUUUCUUCAAUUGAAAUUUAAUGCAUGCUGCCUAAUGAAAGAGAAAAUGCUUAGUUAUUCUAUGAUUAUGAAAUGUAGGUUUCCAAACACAUAUCUUCUUGUGGGCUGUUGCAAUGAUGAAGUCACACACAAGUAUAAAGGAAAGACCGUCAUGACUGAGGAUGAACGAUAUGAGUCCCUCCGCCAUUGCAAGUUCGUAUUCCAACAUUAAGUUAUGUCAUUAAUACAGUCUUUGAUAUAUUGCAAAUUUUAUUAUUGGGAGCCAUUUAUGAUUAUAUUCGUUUCCUUCCUUGAGAUGUAGUAACUGAACUGCACUAUUUGGGAGCAAGGCAGUAGUGUUCUGGAAAAAUGUUCUAUUUAAAAUUUCCAGAGUUAUUGUGCUUUUUGGUUAUGAAUUCUUAUGCUAAAAAUGUUGAUCACGGCAUGCACACGAUCUUGGCUCUGUUUGAGAUCCAUGAAAGAUCAAGAUAAAUUCUAUAAGAUUGGGAUGCAAGAGUGCCUGAUUACUGAGAAUUGUCUUUGAAUGAUGGUUUCAUCAGUAUUAACGCCUCAGGACUGCUCAGCAUCAUUGUUAUGCAUACUAGAACUAAGACAAGGAUUAGGUAUGCGUCUGUAAACUUUGAAGAACUACAGCAACGAUGAAGUAGGAUGUAAAUUGAAACUUUGUAAAUGACAAGAAUCUAAAGAAGAAGCACGUUCCUAGACCAAAAAUUUUCAAUUAUAUGGAUGCUGUAAGUUUAGGCGGUAGCCUAUGUCUCUUGAUGGUCGUGGUGUAUUGGUAAUCUCUCAUCAAAUGGCCCAAUAAGAUCCUGGGUUGGGCAUUCUUGGAAAUUAUAUAGCGUGAUUUUUUGAUUUUCAAUCUUUUGACAAAAAAGGUGAAAAAUCAUUUCUGUAAAGCAAAAGCAGUACGAUGCAUAUCAUGAAAUAAUGAAGGUUAAAAGUAGAACAUGAGAUCCUGGAUCAACAUUUCUGUUGAUCUAACCAGAUGUCACAUAAGUAUGAGAGGGGGAUUAACACAAGAUAUUCUUCCUGUUCUUGAUCCUUGCCAAUAGAUUCUAGCAGCUGACUAGUAUCAUUAGAUAUGAGUGCUUCUUUUGAUAACUUUCUGGAACCCAUUAAAGUUUUGUUGACAUAUUCUAAUGUUUCUCUCGCUCUCCCCAUAUAUAGCUCAUGAUGCUCCAUGUAGAAGUGCCUUCCACAUAUUGAUGUUUUGGGCAAGAGAUAUUUCGCCGCUGUGUUAAUUGUUAAAACCCGUAUACUGACCCCACCCAAAAGAACAUACACUUUAAACCUGCUGUAAAUCUCUGAACUCUAUCAAAAUAGGUAGUCUUUUAUUUACUAGCUGUAUCAAGGAAAAAUAUUCUACGGGACACUAUUCUUCUGCACUAAGCUUGUCUUCCAAAUUGUGUGACUUCUAUGUAACUAGUUUUCACACAGUUUUUCAGAUAUUUUGCAUAGUUUUCUUUAUAUGGAUACUUAAUACGGCUGGUUGCUUGAGCCUCAUAUUUUCUUAAAUACGUUAUUUUAUAUCCUCGAAGUGUGCAGGGUUCCAAUAUGAUCUAAAAUUCAAGAUACCUUAGAAGAAUCACAAACUUUCCCCGAUCUGAAAGAAGUUCUUUCAGCGUUAUUUAAUAACUAGAAAGCAACCUGUUCUAGGGUAUAGGCUUGUAAGUAUAGUUAAUAUGAAGAAAAUCUGAAAUCUCUUUAUUACAGCCUGUUUGGUGUGUACUGCUUAUCAUCGUCCAAUUUUAUGUGAUUUAAUGUUUCCUUAUAAUUUGGAAGAUCUUCUUCCUGUUUUUGUCAAAAAAAAAUAAAUCUGAUUUUCAUUCUUUUGCCGAGCAUUAAAAUUUAUUUUUGUAUAUACCAUAGGUUGGACGAGGUUGUUUCCUGAAAAUUAUGUAUAGUGCUUGGUAAUCAUAAUGUCGUUAUAUAGUUGCAUUUCAAUUCUCUGUGUGACCACUUCAAGAAAUUAUCUGAACUUACGGUUUUAUAUCUCUAUAAAACUUGCAAACUGCAUUUCAUUUGAGUGCAUCGAUUCUUUCACAGAUGGGUUGAUGAAGUCAUUCCUGAUGCUCCCUGGGUGAUCACGCAAGAGUUCCUUGAUAAGCAUAAAAUUGACUAUGUCGCACAUGACUCUCUUCCGUAAGGUCAACCAACCCAUAUUCAUUAGCAACAUUGUUAUGCUCUAGUAUAUUUCAGAUUGACUAUCAUCCUUUGCAAGCUUUCCUAUCUUGUUUGAGAACUGAACAUAUGUGGUUGUUUAUUAACAUCCAAUGAAUAUCCAGAAUUCAAGGCAGAAAAAGAAAAAUAAAGCUGUAGGAUGCAAUCUUAUCAUUCACAUAUUCAUUUGGAUGAUCUAUCAUUGCUCCUACCAUUGGUUCUUUCUCCAUCUCCAAGCAGAUUUUCAAUGGUUACUAACAAUAGAUGGAUAUCCAGAAUUUUACGCAUAAAGAAACACAGCGAAUUUGUAGGGUGUAAUGUUAUAUUUUGCACAGUCAAAGUUUUCCUUGAUGAAGACUGUUUUGUUUCGUCUCACCAUUCGUCUUUUUCUCCAUGCCGAAUUUAUGUAGAUAUGCUGAUGCAAGUGGAGCUGGAAAUGAUGUUUAUGAGUUCGUAAGUUGUCUACAUAUCUUUCAGAUUACAUCCCUCAUUCAUUGUAAUCAUUUGCACGAGUCUCCCCUUCCAGGUCAAGGCUGCCGGAAAGUUUAAAGAAACAAAACGCACAGAAGGAAUAUCUACGUCUGAUCUUAUAAUGAGGAUGCUUAAAGAUUAUAAUCAGUAUGUGAUGCGCAACCUAGCACGCGGGUACACACGGAAGGAUCUUGGAGUUAGCUACGUGAAGGUAUGCUCAUGUACACCAUCUGCAUUUUAUUUUUUUAAUGUCGGAUUUUAUUUUAUUCAUCUUCUUUUUGAUAAAUAAUGGAGAAUGUUUCAUCAUUGAGAUGAUCGAUUAUUGGCUACUUUGAAUUCUUACAUCAGGAAAAGCGUCUGAGAGUGAACAUGGAAAUACAGAAACUGCGUGAUAAGGUGAAGGAGCAUCAAGACAGAGUGGGAGAAAAGGUAACCUUCAUGUCUAACCAUGGCUUUUAUAAUGAAUAGAAUUACAAUUUGUGCGAUUCAAUUUGCUUUUCAGAUGGGAAUCAUAGAUUUUUAGGUCAAUGAUUUAAUUUGUGUAUAUUCAGCUGAAGGGAAUGGAAGAAGGAUUGGCCAAGAACAAUGACGCUCUUUGCUUUUGGUUGAUGUAUCACAUGAUUUUUCGCCGAUUUCAAUAUUAGAAAACAUCAAGAUCAAUGCCAUCUGGAGUACAAGACAGCGGAGGCAUAUAGAUUUGCAAGCAAAAGGCGACAUUAGUAACUGUAGCGCUGCAAUUUGGUUUUUGUUGGGAGAUUUCUCCAACCCUGGUUGGGUCUAAGCUCUACUAAAAGCUAUGACACUACAGGAGAAAGUUUUGGCUUGAUGUAUCCUGAUUAACUUUUCUAAGCGUUCUGCUCGAUCACUUUUUUGAUGGGAAGAUCUCAUGGAUAUGCUGAAAUUUACAAAGAAAAUAAGUCCAUUAGUACCAGAAAACCAAGCCUUUCCAGGGGCACUCUGAUUAACCUUAUAUCAUGGCCUUUGUAACCUUGGCAUGGCUUAACAGUAAGAGAACCUUGCUUCUGUUUUGCAGAAAGAGGUGCAAAAUACCUCUCCCCACUCAGGCUUUUGUUCAUGAUCUGCCUCUGCUAGUGUUUUAUUGGUUUACAGAAGAAAUGGUUGAGUAUAAGAUUAAAAAAAAAGGCCCAAGGACAAGCUGUAACCCAGGGCUUUAAACCUAUAAAAGAAGAAACUUUUGAUAAGUUCGGGGCUGUGUGGAAAUAUUGAGAGGGUCAAACUUUUGCCCAUAUUUGGAUAUUAGCUGGGAGGGGCGUUAUUUCUCUGCACCUCUUCCAGCACAUUUUGUUUGUUUUCUUCAUAACAUGGUGGCUGAACUUGUUUAUUUUAGCCUCCUUUCUCUUUCUCUUUUCCAGCACAUUUUGUUCUUGAUAACACCUAUAUUUUGCUCUAGUCAUCUGUUUUUCUAUUCCUGGUGAAUUUCUCUUCUGGUCUUGGUGUACUUCGCGCUGGGGGCAUCAACAGGCUGAGCCAGGCCUGGGCCUUGCACAGCCUAGAUUUCCCUUGGGCAUGGUAGAAAGCCUGCUGACCCAACAAUGGGUGUGCAGUUGGUGGUAGGGGGUGGAGGGAUGCGGUCACUCUCCUCCAUCCAUUCCAAAUAUCAUCUGUUUUAACAUGAUUUUCCCCUCUUACUGUCCAACUGGAUGUAAAUACGUUUACCUUGGGUCAAAAUUGCGUCUUGUAGCUAACACUGACUAUGUUAUCUGCUGCAGUUGUCUACUGUCAAGAAGACGGCUGGUGUGCUGCAUGAUGCAUGGGUGGACAAUGCGGAUCGAUGGGUUGCUGGCUUCCUUGAAAAGUUUGAGGAAAGCUGCCAUAUCAUGGUCAGUAACAAACUCGAAAUAUACCUUGUUAGUUCACUUUUUCUUCCCCUCUUCCGUCAUGUGGUUCAUAUGAUAUCUUGGUAUCUGGCAUUAGGGGACUGCCAUCAAGAAUCAUAUACAGGAGGGCAUAAGAAAGCAGAGAGGGCUCAGCUUGCUACAGUACGAUGAUGAGGAUGACCAGGAUGAUGAAUACGAGGACGUGGAUGAAGGGUGA